This is a messenger RNA of Eurypyga helias (sunbittern), 1044 nucleotides long. It is a transcript of the gene CTH, whose product is annotated as cystathionine gamma-lyase. The record is from RefSeq and is a predicted model, not a curated record. The annotation marks the transcript as partial. The transcript has 10 exons. Gene Ontology annotation, biological process: transsulfuration. NCBI's taxonomy places the organism in Eukaryota, Metazoa, Chordata, Aves, Eurypygiformes, Eurypygidae. Gene Ontology annotation, cellular component: cytoplasm. Gene Ontology annotation, molecular function: pyridoxal phosphate binding; cystathionine gamma-lyase activity.
GGUUUUGAAUACAGCCGGAGUGGAAACCCUACCCGGAAUUGCCUGGAGAAGGCUGUGGCAGCGCUAGAUGGAGCUAAAUACUGUUUAGCUUAUGCUUCUGGCUUAGCUGCUACUUUGAAUAUUACUCACCUGUUAAAGGCAGGGGAUACGAUUAUCUGCAUGGAUGAUGUCUAUGGAGGCACAAACAGAUACUUCAGGAAAAUAGCCAUGAAAAUGGGUUUGAAUGUAGUUUUUAUUGACUGCACAAAAAUGGAAUGCCUGGAAGCUGCAAUUACACCAGAGACCAAGCUCGUUUGGAUUGAAACGCCCACAAACCCCACACUGAAGGUCAUUGACAUUCAGGCCUGUGCAGAGGUAGUACAUAAGCAUAAAGGUGUUCUUCUGGUGGUAGACAACACUUUCAUGUCUGCAUACUUCCAGCGUCCUUUGUCUCUGGGGGCUGAUAUAUGUAUGUAUUCUGCGACCAAAUACAUGAACGGGCAUAGUGAUGUUGUAAUGGGACUUGUUUCAGUAAACUGUGAUGAUCUCUACGAAAGGCUCAAAUUCUUACAAAACUCUCUUGGAGCUGUUCCAUCUCCCUUUGACUGUUACCUGUGCAACCGUGGUUUGAAGACACUGGAGAUCCGGAUGAAACAACACUUCCGCAAUGCAUUAGCUGUUGCCCGAUUUCUUGAGUCAGAUUCCCGGGUGGAGAAAGUAAUUUUCCCAGGCUUGCCUUCACACCCUCAGCAUGAGCUGAUCAAGCGGCAGUGCACUGGCUGUCCUGGGAUGGUAACCUUUUACAUUAAAGGAAGUCUCCAACAUGCUGCUACCUUUCUCAAGAAUUUAAAGGUUUUUGCACUGGCUGAGAGUCUGGGAGGAUACGAAAGCCUGGCCGAGCACCCGGCCAUCAUGACUCACUCUUCGGUGCCUAAAGAAGAUAGAGAAGCUCUUGGAAUCAGUGAUACAUUAGUUCGCCUGUCAGUUGGUUUGGAAGAUGAAGAAGAUUUACUGGAAGACUUAGACCAAGCUCUGAAAGCUGCGGUAAGUGGGUUGUUACCUUAG